Molecule: messenger RNA, 1641 nt
Organism: Neltuma alba
Lineage: Eukaryota; Viridiplantae; Streptophyta; Magnoliopsida; Fabales; Fabaceae
Product: putative pentatricopeptide repeat-containing protein At1g12700, mitochondrial
Exons: 1
Coding region: 1-1641 (546 amino acids)
Molecular function (GO): protein binding
Source: RefSeq, a predicted model, not a curated record
AUGUUUUUCGGUAGGGCUUUAAGGUACGCCUUCUCCGCAUCAUCUCUUUCCCUGCCUCAUGCUCUUAGCCCCAGUUUCCGUUUUCUUUCCCGUUCGCCAAAUCCUAAGAGCAUUGAAGAGGCUAUCUCUUCAUUUCAUGGCUUGCUUCAUAUGAAUCCCCAACCCUCUAUAGCUCGUAUUAAUAAGAUUCUAGGAUCUCUCGUGAAGAUGAAGCAUCACCGAACUGCUAUUUCCCUUUUCGCAAAAGCAGAAUGCAAGGGAUUCACGCCUUCUUUAGUUACUCUGAACAUCUUAAUCAAUUGUUACUGCCAUUUGGGCAAUAUGUCUUUUGCUUUCUCUAUACUAGGGAAGAUUCUCAAGAUGCGCCGUCAGCCAGAUAUAAUAACUUUAAGUACUCUGUUGAAAGGUCUCUGCAUUAAUAAUAACGUUAGAGAAGCCCUUGUCUUUCAUAGUGACUUAUUGACAAAAGGUUUUCAGUUAAAUGAAGUAAGCUAUGGUACCCUGAUCAAUGGCUUCUGUAAAAUUGGAAAAACGUCCGCUGCUCUUAAAUUGCUUCGAAAGAUGGAGACAGGGUUAGUUAAGCCUGGUUUAGUUAUCUACAACACAGUCAUAGAUGGUCUUUGUAAAGAAGGGCUUGCAAUUGAGGCAAAAAAAUUAUAUCAUGAAAUGACUGAUAGGGGAAUAUCUCGGGAUAUUGUUACCUACAACUCUCUAAUAUAUGGUUUCUGUUGCAUGGAUCAAUGGCACGAAGCCACUUGGUUUCUAAAUAAAAUGGUCGUAAAAGGCAUCAGACCUGGUAUUUAUACCUUCAAUAUAUUGAUAGAUGCAUUUUGUAAAAAGGGGAGGAUAACCAAAGCUGAGGCAAUAGUUGGUAGGAUGAUGAAAUGUGGUACAAAGGGUGAUGUUAUUACUUACAAUUCUUUAAUGGAUGGGUACUCUAUGAUGAAUAAUGUUGAUGAGUCGAAGAAGGUUCUUAAUAGAAUGAUCAAAAGUGAUGUGUUGCCUGAUGUUUUCAGUUACACUAUCUUGAUUAAUGGGUUAUGUAAAAUGAAGAGGAUUGGUGAAGCCAUGGAUCUCUUUCAGGAAAUACAAUGCAAAGGUUUGUUUCCUGAUAUUGUGACAUAUAGUAGUCUUAUUGAUGGCCUGUUCAAAUCAGGAAAGAUCUCAAACGUGCAGGAACUUAUUUACGAUAUGCAUGAUAGUGGUCAUCUACCAAAUAUAGUAACCUACAAUGCCUUGUUGGAUGGAUUGUGCAAGAGCCAGCGUCUUGAUGAAGCAAUUAUGCUAUUUAAAAAAAUGGGCGUACUGGGAAUACAACCUGAUAUUUACAUAUAUACCGUUCUUAUUGAUGGCUUGUGCAAAGGGGGCAGGUUAAAUGCUGCACAACAGAUUUUUCAGUAUCUUUUAGUCAAAGGCUAUCGUUUGGAUGUCCAAGCAUAUACUGCUAUGAUCAAUGGACUUUGUAAGGAGGGCUUGUUUGAUGAGGCAAAGACAUUACUUUUUCAAAUGGGAGAGAAUGGAUGCCUCCCAAAUGUUGUAACUUUUGAAACAAUCAUUGGAACUCUUCUGGAAAAAGGAGACAAUGAUAAGGCAGAGAAUCUUCUUGAUGAAAUGAUUGUUAGGGGUCUCCUAAAACGAUAA